CGUUUUCCAUGACGAUUACCGUGUGAGGUCUUAGUUGGUUAUUAUUGUUAAAAUUUGUCUAGCGAAGCUGUAGUUUGUCACACUACUAAUAGUAUUAGAAUAGUCAGAAUUAUCCCUUGAAUACGUAUUUGCCUAUAUUACAGAUUUUAUACUCUCGGCUUACAGGAAAUGAGUGCUAAUCAUAUGUUGGUGUUUUCUGGCUACUUUCCCGGUUACGUUCUCGAAAACUGUUUUGGUUUUGCAAUUGUUUAUCAAGUAUGGAACGGCGUACUGGCAGCUGUAUUUAUUACAUGUUUCGACACCCUUUUCAAUGGCCUGGCGAUAUUUAUUGUCCUUCGGCUGAAAGUACUGGGUAAGAAGUUUGAAAGGUUCGAAGAGUUGUGCCGAACGAAAAGUCCUAAAACCGUCCUUAGAAGCCUUGUUAUUGAACAUCUUGACAUAAUCAGGAUGAUCCUUCUUCGGCAAGCCGUCUAUGCCUUCAUGAUCCCACUGCUCGCACUCGGUGAAGCCAACCAUUGGUUAACUACUACAGGCAACUUCAUCCAAAAAUGCUUGAUCUUAAACAAAGUAAACGCUACCGAUGAAAAAGCACUUCCUACCAUCAAAAAAUGCAUCCAGAAAAGGCUGUUGAUAGCAGUGGACAGAGCCAUUUAUUCUGAAGUGAUAAAAGUGGGUGAUGGUGUAGAGCUAGUCAAGAUGGAAGGAAGUAAAGAGGAUAGGUCUUUGCUAAAAGUAGGAAGGGGAUUGGAAGACAUGGAUAUCGAGACUGGGGGCGGUUGGAAGAACCACAUUUUACGUAAACUGGCAGAGCUGUUCAGAACGCACGUACUCAAAGUGAAAUUAGCAACUAUCACCCCUACUAGGGAAGUAGAAGGUCGCGGUCGCCGAAAAAAGGACAUGUUCGGCCACAUGCUGAUGUUCGGCCUGGUAGCAGCCGGACUAAUAGUCAUCCCUUUGGGCUUCAAAUUCCUGGCUGUGCUGGGCGGCAAGGCACUGCUCCUGGCAAAAAUGGCGCUCCUGCUCACUUCCAUCCAAGGGCUGAAGAAGAUAGCGACGAGCAACUUCAACUACGGCCUGUACUCUACGUUCCCCGCUCAGCACCCCACUGGGCAUGGACCAUGGCAUUAUGAUCGGAAAUGGCCCUACGACCCUUCAUCGGAAGGCGGAGGAUAUGGGAACUAUGGUCCAGGAUAUGAUGCAUCCAGAUUCGACAUAUUACAUCCUAGGAGAGAGCUUAUUGUCCAUGGAACCACGUGAUCAUCGCUGCACGUUCAGAAGGCAUGGAAUUAGUACCAAAUAAAAAUGUAAAUUUCAUAAACUUUAUUUAUAUAAACGUUAUGCUUAGUAA
This is a messenger RNA of Acanthoscelides obtectus, 1348 nucleotides long. NCBI's taxonomy places the organism in Eukaryota, Metazoa, Arthropoda, Insecta, Coleoptera, Chrysomelidae. The record is from the annotation of a GenBank genome assembly.